CCAGUUUCCACUGAAUUUGCCAUCGGGCUCCUUCUACCGACCGAGCUCCUAAGCUACCACCAUGGCAAGCGCGACGCGUGUCCAGCUAUGGACGUACGGCGUGCUCUUACUCAUCGCAACGGUCCUCGCAACUCUCCUGGGCACGGCUGUUGCCGAGGCCGCCUCCGCGCCUGGCACGCCGACGCUAUCCCUCCUCGUCGCCGCGUUUGCUUUCAGUCUGGCGACAUUUGCGUACCUCCUCAUGUUUCUUGUAGUGCGCCAGCUGCAGCCCAACGCGCCGCUUUUGUGGCUCGCGAGCGACUGCGCGGUGCUCACCGUCCUCACGGUUUUCGGAUACGGGUGCGCCGUCGCAUUCACUGCACGCGGCGUGCUCGGCCUCGGCUCAUGCUCGGAGCCAUCGACACAGCACAGCCACUGCACGUAUGUGCCAAAAAACACAGCUUACCACAGCCUGGUGGUGGCGGCCGGCGCCCUGCUGUGGAUCUGCGCGGUGCUUCUCUCCGCCAUCCUGACAUACCUCGUCAUCAACAAGGCGGUGAACCACCCUGGGCGCGAGGCAUGGACGCGCUCAUUGCAGAGUCUCACCGAACACCCGUCCCGCACGAGGGCUGUCAUGCUUUCCAGUAGGUCGCCGACCAUCCUCGAGGAUCCCUUCACCGAGCCCGAGGCCGUGCGUCCCAUCCUCCACGUCGACUUGCUCGAGGAUGGCCACAGCCGGUCCAGCCCUCCGCGCUCGCGCUACGCCGCCUCCCUUCCGCGCUUCCAUGCGCGCACGGGCUCUCCCUCGCCCUCUCGCUCGCGAGCGGAGCCGCCCGCCCGCUCACAAACCUCUCAGAGCACCGCAGGGCACUCUCCCAGCCACACAGUGCCGCGCUCAGCUAUCAGCCCUGCUCAGUCCAAGCUUUCGAAGACCACGGCAUUGAGCCACGACCGCGCCACCCCAAUUCCCCAGCUCAUACUCGACGAAAAGCGGCGCCCGCUCGAGUCAACCAGCUUGACGCGCGACACCCCCCGCCUUCAGAUUCAAAUCCCACCCACGCACGCGCGAGAUGCGGAUGAGGACACGAUCCUCAGCGCUAGCACUGACGUUUUCUCCGUCAUGGCCGAGUUUCCCGGCUCACCGCGUUCGCCCAGAACCGACUUCCACGAGUAUCCGCCAUCGCGGCCAUUGUCGCUGCUGCCUGACCCCGCGUGGUCGCCAUACGGCAGCGUGUGGGAGCCGGCGCCCUACGCUGCUUUAGGGAGCGGGUGGGCGUCGAGUUCGGGCUUACAUCCCACACACAGCGUGUCGAGCGAUCGCGGACGGCCUAGUCAUGCGGAUUCGGGGCCAGACAUGCCCUCGACGAGGUUUUCUUUCGGCCAGCGUCGGGAGUCGCCGCCCGCCUCGCACUCGGGGCAGCUCAUGACCCCCACCUCACAGAGCCCGCCGUACCGUGCGCCGCGGUUCCGCGAACCGCUACAAGCGGGGACGCCGUGAAGUUGCAAGCUCUUAGAGAGAAAAGUAGCGACGCUCGUCCUCAGCGCACUGAGGACUUACCCACCUUUGCGCAAGAAGUGUAUCGUCUGGCAUGUCCGUCGUGAUAACCGAGCAAGUGAUGUGGUUCUGAUUCCUGCUGCUUGUUGUGUUGUGAAUGCGCUUGACUAUGUGUACUCCUGUAUCCCGAGAAAGGCGGAAGGCGGCAAUGGUGUGCCAGCACAGCGCAGGAUCGCCGUGCAGCGAUCCAGCAUCCGCCAGCAUUGAUACCCUCGUCCGCGCGACCCGGAAGCGUC
Cutaneotrichosporon oleaginosum is the source of this 1770-nucleotide messenger RNA. RefSeq lists its product as uncharacterized. NCBI's taxonomy places the organism in Eukaryota, Fungi, Basidiomycota, Tremellomycetes, Trichosporonales, Trichosporonaceae. The record is from RefSeq and is a predicted model, not a curated record.